Molecule: messenger RNA, 3319 nt
Organism: Chelmon rostratus (copperband butterflyfish)
Lineage: Eukaryota; Metazoa; Chordata; Actinopteri; Chaetodontiformes; Chaetodontidae
Gene: r3hdm4
Product: R3H domain containing 4
Exons: 8
Coding region: 154-924 (256 amino acids)
Molecular function (GO): nucleic acid binding
Source: RefSeq, a predicted model, not a curated record
GCUAGCAGCCAAGGAGCUAGCUACUUACAAGAUAAUCUGCUAAACGUACUCGCUGUUUUAACUUUUGUUUGUCGUUCCGGGUGUGUUAUAUUUUUCACACGUCCUGUCAAGAUCCAGAGCUUGGGAUCCCUCCGUUUGUUCUCCUGGAAUAAGAUGGUCGUUUUGACAAAUAGCAAUGAGGAACAGGAUUAUAUCCUGAUAGAGGAGCGUAAAUGCACCUCCCUGCCCAGCUCUCCCGCCAAACGAGUGUCUCCAUCCAAGAAGAAGCAGUUUUAUAUCAACCAAGCCAUCCGCAACUCUGACCUCACUCCCCGAGCCAAAGGCAAGAAGAGCCUCCGCCGGCAGGAGAACACACGCUUCCUUGCUAAUCUUCUUGAGAGGGAUGAGUGCUCCAAAGAUGAUUUGGAAGUUUGCAGUAACCCGGCCAUCCCGUCCAUCUUCACUGAGGCCUGCACCAACGGAAACUACAUAGAGCCAUGGAAUGACUUCAUGAACUGCUCUGGUGAGGAGCAGGAGAGGCUGCUGUCUCUACUGGAGCAGGAGGGCGCCAAGAAGAAAAACACCACCCGGCCCCUCAAAGACGAGAGGAAUGUAAAUCUUGCCUUCACUGCUCAGGACUGCUUUCAGAGAAUCGACCGUCGGCUGCGAGCGACUCUGAGGCGGAAACAAAUCCCCGUGGGAACUCUGGAAGUACUUGAGGAAAACCUUCUGAGCUUCUUCAACGCUCAACCACACUCAGUUUACACAACCAAACUUGCCAGCAGCUUUGAGAGACUGCUGCUUCACGCCGUCUGCCAGUAUAUGGACCUCGUCUCUGCAAGCACCGACAACAACGGCUCACGUCAGACCGAAGUGGUGAACAAACAAGAACAGUUUCUGCCUCCUAGACUUCUGCUGUCUGCCUACGUGGAGCAGAUGAGCUGAGACCAGGACCACGUCCUGUAUCCUCCACACGGCUCUGCGCAGGCUGGAGCCCUGAGAGAUGUAGAUACGGUGUGCGGUCUGUGUGUAAUGUCCGUGUAAUGUCUGCCAUGCUCAGAAAUUCAAAGCUGAAAAAUGUCUGCUUCCUUUUUCUCUGGUCAGUCUCUGGUUUCAGUUGUACAUUCUCCAUUCAUUUUACCCAAAAACCAACUAAGCCCCUGUAUGUUAACGGAGAUCUACGCGCUAAAUGUUACUUGUUAAACAUUAGCAUGUAAGCAGCUACCUGUAGCCAUGUGCAUAUGCUGUGGUUAGCAUUCAGCUCAAAGCACAGCUAAGCACAUGAGGCUGACAGAGGACAACUUGCUACUGUGCAGAGAAUAACCCUUUUGAUUUGGUACGUGACCUCUCUUUACAUGUUCUGCCACACAGAUAAAGAUCUAAGAAUAAUGGUGUAAUCGACGCUGCUUUUCAUCCAACAGUUCUAGUGUAUAAUAAGAAGUACAGCAUCAUGGAGCUGUGUGGCCCAGAUGAACUACUUUUCCCAUACAGCAUUGGGAAUGAAAUGAAUUAUUUUUCUGAAGUUCUAAGUAUACUCAUAAAUCUACUAAUAUAAGGAAGAUGAUUGAUUCUUAACUUUGGGAUAAUGCAGUAAUCUCAUGACCUGAUUUGUGACGUGGAAUUCACAGCAACAAAUUCAUACAGGCAAAGUACAUUUGAUUGAAUGAUUCAAUGUGACAACUUAUCAAGUUUGUACAACAUAAAAUAUUACUUUUUUGAUUGCAAAAAUGAUAUGGCACUGUGUGAAUUCAUAUGCAUUUCAACAAAGCACAAAUUCAUAAUGGUAAAAAAAAAAAAUGGUAAACCUAUGAAAUGAUGGAAAGUGUAUUUUGAAGUCAGGAUCUCUAUGUCUAUGAAUGACAUUUUGUAAAGGUGCUAAGACAGGAACCGCUCUAAUGCAUCACUGCCUGAAGAAUUAGCCUGUAGGGUUUGUGUAUGUAGUGAGGUAUGAAGCAUGAAUAUUAAUAGUCUCUCUUCAUUAUAUGCAUAAACAAAUAUUUCAUCAUUGUAGGUAAAGAAGCAAAUGUGUUUCAUCAAUGGUGAGAAAAAAUGGCUGAUAUGCUAUCAGAAUAAUUAUUAGAUAAUUAUCUCUGUAUUAUGUAUGAGAUGAAAACUUUCAAUUUCUUCAGGAUCUACUUGAAAAAAAUGAUUAUUAUUUUUUUUUCUUUUGCUGUAUCUUUCUGUGCUUGCCUCGUCUCGCCUUGUCACCUUGUCUGCACCAGCUGUGUGUCAGCUGCAUUUUUCAGUAAUGAUCUGAAGAAUUCACUUACAUUUUACCACCAAACUGUCUGUAUCUACCGAGUAACCACUGAGUACAGACUGAAGCAUUGUUUAAGGCUUUAAGUUCAUGUCUGUUUCCCCUUAGAAGCUAAAGUACAUGAUUGUGUGGCUAGUCCAGUGGUAUAUACUGCUACAACUGCAGCUACUGAUGUGCUGCCUUCACUGCACACUGGUGUAGACAAAGUGUCAAUGUUACUUCAGUAAUCAUCAGCAAUCAAAGACAACAUAAGGAACUAUACUAAAGUGAAAAACUGCUAGUAUCCAUGUGCUUUUAGAUUUUUUCAUGCUUUUCCUGCAACAGGCACAGUUAGUUUACAUUGAACACUCAAGUCUAACAUUUAAAGCCUCUUUAUUACAUACACAGAUGAUAUGGUUUAAAGGUAUACUGUAUGUACAGUAGAUGUGUUACAUUCGUACAAAUAUAACCACAUUCAAGCCGUUUUGACGCUAAAAAACCUGCAGAGUUUGACUCUCAGGGGUGUUUCUUCUCAAUAUUAACAGUUGCAACCCCGGAAAAGCACUUCUGCCUUAUGAAUACAAGUUUCUACGUUUUUUCUGUACGUAUAUUUCUACAUUUGUACUUGAUUGGAUUUUGGAAACAGGUUAUUAAAAAAAAAAAUCGUAUCCCUGACUUCCUUUGAUACUGUCGUUGGCAGUGUAACAAAACUUGACUUGUUGGUGCAACAACCAAAGUUUGUGUGUUUGUUUCGUGGGAAUCCAGUUUCUCAGGCUUUCAACUUCUCACUCUGAAUGUCAUGUAGUGACCUCACAUGGUGUCAUUUUCUGUGUACUGUAUACUUUCUUCAAGACGAACUUGUUACGAUCAUGUUCGCCCCGGCACCUUGGGGCGCUGCCAACUUUUUAAAUACGUCUAGAAGUAGUUGUGCUGUAAAUAAGGAACUCAGAUAAUUGACUUGUGCCAACAUUUGGAUUGAAAAGCCUAUAAUAGUCUGAAAGCUUUAUAAACUACACUGAAACAUCUUUGUGUAUAUAAUGGUUUGUGUGUGCUACAGUACUUAGUAUUUAUAAUUAUCACUGCACCUAUUAAAGGAUUUAAGAU